AUGGGGAAUAAGAGUAAGAUUAUGGAGAAUAAUAAGAAGAAAAAUGGUUCUUUUCGAUCAAUUUUCAUGCAUGCGGAUAGUCACGACGCCGUGUUGAUGAGUUUAGGAUUCUUGGGAGCCAUUGGUGAUGGAAUUUCCAUGCCGGCUAUGCUUUUAAUCACUAGCAAGCUUAUGAACAAUUUUGGCAGUGCAACUACUUCAAUUACAGAGAAUUUCACUCAUAACGUCAACAAGAAUGCAGUGGUUUUGUGCUGCAUUGCAUGUGGACAAUGGCUUGCUUGUUUUCUUGAGGGGUUUUGCUGGACAAGAACGGCAGAAAGACAAGCUUCGAGAUUAAGAGCAAGAUACUUAAAAGCGGUAAUGAGACAAGAUGUGGGUUACUUUGAUUUGCAUGUAACUAGUACUGCAGAGGUUAUUACAAGUGUCUCCAAUGAUAUUAUUGUUAUUCAAGAGGUCAUUAGUGAAAAGGUUCCAAUCUUUGUGAUGAACUUAGCGACAUUCAUUGGUUUAAUGUACGGAAGGGCUCUUAUGAGCAUUGCGAGAAAGAUGAGGGACGAGUACAAUAAAGCCGGUAUAAUAGUGGAACAAGCAAUUUCUUCUAUUCGAACAGUGUAUUCUUUUGUUGGAGAAAGCAAAACAAUUGCUGAAUACUCUGCUGCUCUUCAAGGGACCGUUGAAUUGGGAUUAAAACAGGGUUUGGCUAAAGGUUUGGCCAUUGGAAGUAAUGCUGUGGUUUUUGCAAUUUGGUCCGUCUUGUCUUAUUAUGGGAGCAGAUUGGUCAUGUAUCAUGGGGCUCAGGGUGGCACUAUUUUUGCAGUCGGCGCCUCCAUCGCCAUCGGCGGAUUAGCAUUGGGUGCUGGUUUAUCAAACCUAAAGUACUUCUCCGAAGCAAGUGCAGCCGGUGAACGGAUAACGGAAGUCAUAAAAAGAGUGCCCGAAAUUGAUUCAGAAAAUUUAGAAGGCCAAAUCCUACAAAAAGUUUCGGGAGAAGUCGAAUUCAAACACGUUGAAUUCGCAUACCCAUCAAGGCCAGAAAGCAUAAUUUUGAAAGAUUUCAAUCUGAAAAUCCCAGCAGGAAAAACAGUAGCAUUGGUUGGAGGAAGUGGGUCUGGAAAAUCAACGGUGGUUGCUCUUUUGCAGAGAUUUUAUGACCCUCUGGGUGGUGAAAUUUCGCUUGAUUGUGUCAAAAUUGAUAAAUUGCAAUUGAAAUGGCUGAGAUCACAAAUGGGUUUGGUGAGUCAGGAGCCGGCACUGUUCGCUACCUCUAUAAAAGAGAAUAUACUUUUUGGGAAAGAGGACGCAUCCAUGGAAGAGGUUAUUGAAGCUGCCAAAGCUUCAAAUGCUCAUAAUUUUAUUUCCCAGUUGCCUCAACGUUAUGACACCCAGGUGGGUGAGAGAGGAGUACAGAUGUCUGGGGGGCAAAAGCAGAGAAUAGCAAUAGCUAGAGCUGUAAUUAAGGCACCAAAAAUUCUCCUCCUUGAUGAGGCCACCAGUGCAUUGGAUUCGGAAUCAGAGCGAGUGGUUCAAGAAGCCCUGGAUAUGGCAGCCAUGGGUCGGACAACCAUCGUCAUAGCCCACCGCCUCUCAACUAUCCGAAAUGCUGACCUCAUUGCAGUGGUGCAAAAUGGUCAGGUUAUGGAGAUGGGCUCACAUGAUGAGCUUAUUGAAGAUGAACAUGGCUUAUACAUGUCUCUUGUCCGCCUUCAACAGACACAAAAAAGCGAUCAAUAUACAAGUGCUAAUUGUAUUAUUGCAUCAGCAUCCAUUGCAAACACUGAUGUUCACAACACUAGCAGUCGGAGACUAUCAAUUAUGAGUCGGUCCAGUUCAGCUAACUCAGCUGCACCAAGUCGAGGAUUGGAAAAUGCAAUGGUUUCCAGUGAUCAAGUCGUCGCAGUACCUUCAUUUAGAAGACUACUAGCAAUGAACAUGCCCGAGUGGAGGCAUGCUAUAUUGGGGUGUACAGGUGCAGUAUUAUUCGGUGCAGUUCAGCCAGUGUAUGCAUUCUCAAUGGGGUCAAUGAUCUCUGUGUAUUUCCUACCAGAUCAUAGGGUUAUUAAGGAGAGAACAACAAUAUAUGCCUUUUGUUUUCUUGGGCUGGCUAUUUUCUCACUCUUGAUCAAUAUAUGUCAGCAUUAUAAUUUUGCAGCGAUGGGGGAGCACUUGACAAAGAGAAUCAGAGAGAGAAUGCUGUCAAAAAUGCUCACUUUUGAAAUUGGGUGGUUUGAUCAGGAUGAGAAUGCGACUGGUGCUGUUUGCUCGAGGCUGGCCAAAGAUGCCAAUGUGGUAAGGUCUUUGGUGGGUGAUCGGAUGGCACUACUCAUCCAAACUUUCUCUGCAGUUACAAUUGCUUGCACCAUGGGUCUGGUUAUUGCAUGGAAGCUUGCAUUGGUAAUGAUAGCCGUACAACCACUUAUCAUAAUGUGUUACUACUGCAAGCGUGUCCUUCUGAAAAACAUGUCCAAAAAGGCCAUUAAAGCCCAAGAGGAAAGUAGCAAGCUUGCAGCAGAAGCCGUAUCCAAUCUCAUAACAGUGACAGCGUUCUCGUCCCAAGCUCGAAUUCUCGAUAUGCUCGAGAAAGCCCAAGAAGGCCCAAAAAAGGAAAGUAUUUGCCAGUCAUGGUUUGCUGGUAUUGGACUGGGUACCUCCCAAAGCCUAAUGACUUGCACUUGGGCUUUAGAUUUUUGGUAUGGCGGAAAGCUCAUUGCAGAAGGCUUCAUUGGAGCACAAGCACUAUUACAAACUUUCAUGGUUUUGGUGAGCACAGGGCGCGUCAUUGCCGAUGCUGGGACUAUGACGAACGAUCUUGCCAAAGGUUCGGAUGCAGUUGGCUCAGUAUUUGCAGUGUUGGAUCGAUAUUCAUUAAUCGAACCCGAAGAUCCAGAGGGGUGCAAACCAAAUAAGUUAACGGGCCAUGUUGAACUGCGUGGUGUUGAUUUCGCCUACCCUGCCCGGCCCGAUGUGAUGGUCUUCAUAGGCUUUUCAAUUAACAUUGAGGCAGGACAAUCGACUGCAUUAGUAGGACAAAGUGGCUCGGGAAAAUCAACUAUUAUAGGCUUAAUAGAAAGAUUUUAUGAUCCACUUAAAGGUGUCGUGAAGAUUGAUGGGCGAGAUAUCAGGUCAUAUCACUUAAGAUCACUAAGGAAACACAUUGCACUUGUUAGUCAAGAGCCGACAUUAUUUGCUGGUACCAUACGUCAAAAUAUUACCUAUGGUGCAUCUGAAGGCAUUGAUGAAUCAGAAGUUAUCGAGGCAGCUAAGGCAGCAAAUGCUCAUGACUUCAUUGCUGGCCUGAAGGAUGGAUACGACACAUGGUGUGGUGACAGAGGGCUGCAGCUAUCUGGUGGCCAGAAGCAAAGAGUCGCGAUAGCCCGUGCCAUCUUGAAAAAUCCUGCCAUAUUGUUAUUAGAUGAGGCCACUAGUGCGCUCGAUAGUCAGUCAGAGAAAGUGGUGCAAGAUGCACUUGAACGUGUGAUGGUUGGAAGGACUAGUGUAGUUGUGGCGCACAGGCUAAGUACCAUACAAAAUUGUGACAUGAUUGCCGUUUUAGACAAAGGAAAGGUGGUCGAAAAGGGGAAUCACUCUUCCUUGUUGGCUAAAGGGCCAACCGGAGCAUACUAUUCACUUGUUUGUCUUCAAAGAACACCCAACAACUCCGUAAUCAACUAA
Messenger RNA from Fraxinus pennsylvanica, 3669 nucleotides. NCBI's taxonomy places the organism in Eukaryota, Viridiplantae, Streptophyta, Magnoliopsida, Lamiales, Oleaceae. The record is from the annotation of a GenBank genome assembly.